AUGAAUACAAUCUCAGAAAUAAAUCGAUGUCUCUAACACUUAUUUCAUUAUUCCCAAUAGCCUCCUCAACCCAGCUGCGUCAUGUCCAUGAAGUCCUAUUAUGAUCAUUUCAUAAACUUCGAUAAUUAUGCCAUGUUUGAGCCUUAACUUUUUCAAUUUGAAGAUUUGAAUACUUCCAAUUGUAACUAUUGACAAUAAUUAAAGUUAGUCAAUGAGCCUCCCUUUUUGGAUUUUCAAUUUGAAGAGGAUCUCGUACUUCAAAACGAUGAGAUAAGCCAAGUUGAACAAGAAAAUUUUAAAUCCUCCAAUCUUCAAAAAGUUCCUUCUAUGCCAAAUUAUAAUGAAUAAUCACAAGUGGCUUUGAUUUAAUUACGUAACUUCAGAUAAAGCAUAAACAAAGAGAUUCAAAUUAAACAUGUUCCAUUGGAUAUUUUCACCAGAUAACUUACACCUAAGAAAUCAAUACCAUCUCUUUUUGAUGAUGAAACAAUUGUAGAUGUCAAAUAGAAGCAAACCCAAAAUUAUAGGCCUUUGAGGGAAAGAAUACAAGAAAAAUUAUCAUAGAAACAAAUAGAUAAAAAGGAACAAUAAGUAAUAAAUAACAGAUUUUAAAAUGCUACUCAAAACUCUGCCAGCAGAUACCAUUCGAAAAGUCCCCAAUCGUAAUUUACGAAGGAAUUUAAGUAAAAAUUCAAUUCAAUAACUCCUAAUCAAAAUUUGUAACUCAACUUAAAAUAAUAACACGCAGAUUAAUUUGCUAGUCAUCAACGAUCGACUUCUAACUCUAAAACUUUAUCAACUCCUCAAAAGAGCAAUAAAGAAUAGUAUGAUUCAACUGUAAAAAUAAGAAUUGAUAUUCAAAAUUUUCAAGAAAACCAUAAAAAAACAACCAAUCAGAAAUAAGAAAAGGAAAACAAAAUACUAACACCUAUAAAAAAUUAAAGCAGAAUUAAUUCUUAAAAUUUUGAACUUGUAACUAAAACCAAAAAUUUUAUAAGAAAUUAGAUAAGCAAAAGUCCUAAAACCCUUUCUAAAAGCCCAAUUAAAACUCCAGAAAAAGAACAAUGCAAAUAUGUAGUGGUUAAUUUUUAUUAAAAAAAAUAUUGA
Messenger RNA from Paramecium octaurelia, 1107 nucleotides. Lineage: Eukaryota; Ciliophora; Oligohymenophorea; Peniculida; Parameciidae. The record is from the annotation of a GenBank genome assembly.